AUGGCCUCCUCGCUGCUGGAGGACAGCUCCAUCGAGCCCCCGGUGCUGCUGAGCGACAUCAAGACGGAGCCCCCCGUCCUGGCUGCUGGAGGACAGCUCCAUCGAGCCCCCGUAAAAAUCGACCCCAGCUCCAUGUACCCCCUGGAGAUGAACAGCGACAGCGAGGACAGCGUCACAGAGAGCAGCUCCGCGCCCUUCCAGGACCUGCAGAGGGAGCCAGGGGGGCAGGUGGGUCCCUCAGGAGCCCAGCAGGGUCUGACGCUGCGUCCCCCUCACGCAGCCGAGUCCCCCGACUUGAAGAAGAGGCGGAUUCACCAGUGUGACUUCGAGGGCUGCAACAAGGUGUACACGAAGAGCUCCCACCUCAAAGCCCACCGGAGGAUACAUACAGGAGAGAAGCCCUACAAAUGCACCUGGGAAGGCUGCACCUGGAAAUUCGCCCGCUCCGACGAGCUCACCCGGCAUUUCCGCAAGCACACGGGCAUCAAGCCCUUUCGAUGCUCAGACUGCGACCGCAGCUUCUCCCGCUCGGACCACCUGGCCCUGCACCGCCGGCGGCACAUCAUGAUGUGAGGGGGGGAGGGGCGGCCGCCGGCUCCGCUCCGCGCUGUUGGCCACGGCAGAGACGGGAGGCCCCCGUCCCCAGCUUGAUUCAGCCUGGCCGCAGGCUGGACGCUCGCUCGGCACCUGUGGCUGCCCACACCUGAGAACGCAGCCCCCACCCGUGCACAGGAGGGCUGGAACGCGAGGCCCUGCUCCCUCCCGCCGCCCCCCCUUCCUGGACCGCCCCCGGAGUCCUCCACGUGGAACCCAGCUCCUCCCCGGCUUUGGGCUUUUUGCACAUCGCCUCCCCGCCGGGCUCAGGUGACCCAGCGCCGGCCUGGCCCCGGAGAGCGACUCAGCCUGGCCGGGCGGCUUCGCUGCUGCCGCCGAGAGCAGGAUUGGGGGCCGGCCGGGCCUCCCGAUGGGGUGCUGCAAUAUGUUCUGGAGACGCUGGCACCGCCCCUCCUGUGUACGGGCACGUCCACCGCGGCUGGUCCCGGAGCCUCCCCCUGAGGCCCGGCUGGCAGCGGAGAGCCGGCCCGGCCCGGCGGGAGCGCGCCCUUUUGUGGGCGGGCAGGCGGCCUCGUUCGGUGAAGCCCCGGUCGCUUGAGGGGGGCGGGCCUGCGGACAAAGAAAAGGGAAAAUUUUGCGGAACACGGAACUGUGAUUUUAUCUGAUUUUGGGGGGGUGGGCUGGGGACCCUGCAUUAUGCCAGUGCUGCAGGGCCGUAGGACAGUCGAAGCAUUUCUAAUUUAAACCUUGCAGCCUGGACACGGACUCUAGGAGCAUCGUCCGUUGCGCGUCAGGUCAGCAGUGGCCGGGCCCUGCCCUGCCUGGACUCAUGGGGCUCUGUACCGGGCCGUUCUGGACUUGAUUGGGGGGGGGGCGGAGGGGGUGGCCUUGGGGCUGGAAAUACACACGUCCAUGCACAGGGGUUCUUUGGGUUUCAAGAAUUGGUUUUCCCCCAUCCUUUCUGCAGGGGCGGGGCUAAGAACCGGCCACGUUUCCCGAUGCUCCUUUUUGUGUCUGCGCCUUCCUCCCUGGGGGAUUUGAGGUGGGGAGAGGCUGGGAUGACGUGUGCCUGCCCCCCAGUUCUGUGCGUGUGCGCAAAGGGAGAGACACUGGCUAGUCCCGUUUGGCGCUGCUCAGGCCUAGGACGGUUUCCCCUUCGUCUCCCAGGCCAGCCCAGUUAGCGCCUGCCCCACAGCGGUGGUUUUGGGGGAGGUUCGAGAGCUGGAGUUCGAAAUUCCAGUUUAAUCACUGGGCAGCUGGCCGCCCCAUGGGGAAGCCAACAUUUCAGCCGCACGCCAGUGCUCCCCCUACCUGGGGCACCAAUCUGCCUGGACUACCCCAGCCCCCGCGCCCCUUUUUAACUCGGCGUGGCCACCGCUUGCCGUAUUGGGGUUUUCCUUAAAGCUGCGGAGCCUGGCGCGGGUGGGAACCUGGCCUUUCAUUGAAAAGCAAAGUUUCUCACCUGCCCGGUUGUGGCGCAAACCUGGGACAUGGCUGCUCCCAGGGAAAAAUGCUCCCUGCAGCAUUGCGUUUUGUGUAAAUCUCAUAUUUUUUUAAAUCGGUCUCAUGAAUUUUGAGGGAGAAAGGGGGGUUUCUCUUGAUUGCUGAAGGCGUGGGGUUGGCAAUACUCAGACGACACCUGAGAAGCAGACAGGUUGUGUGUGUUGGUUUUAAUUUCUCAAUUUGCUGUUUCCGGAGCAUCGAUGCAAAACACACAGGCGCACACGCGUGUAACCUUGCACGGUAAGGCAGCGAGGCAGGCAGGAGCCGUCACUCGGAACUUUUGCUCUCCUCUGUCUGAGCAGGGCAGGCGCUGUGUGGGGGUUUUUACCGUGACAUUUUAAAAUCUGGAGCUGUGAGAUAUUUGUACAAAACUGUUUGACGUUUUUCUACAUGGGAAUAAUAUGGAAAGUAGAUG
Molecule: messenger RNA, 2473 nt
Organism: Pelodiscus sinensis (Chinese soft-shelled turtle)
Lineage: Eukaryota; Metazoa; Chordata; Testudines; Trionychidae
Source: RefSeq, a predicted model, not a curated record